CUCAUAGUCACAGGUGAGGUUGAUAAAAAAACCGUCAUUUUUUUAAGUUUUUUUCCCGUGACUUUAACCACCCGUGGCUGGUGUCUUUAGUCACUCCGAUUUUUUACACCUCUUCACUAAAAUCUACAAUCUGUCAAUCAGUUACUGCUCGAUUAUAAAGCUUUAGCUUAGUUUAUAUUCAAAGGAGAUUUCCAUGUUUAGGUUAUAAUUAGACUUAUGAAAAAUACAUUUUCUUAAAAUACUAACAGGUAGUAAUACUUUCUCAAAAGAUCAUGUAUAUUAAAAUACUUUUAAAUUGAAAUUGUUACAUAAAUUACAGUACGUAAAUACUGUGUUUUCUGUAUUUCACGUAACAAUCAUAAUGGACGAUGAUAUUGAUAUUUAUGGAGAUUUGGAAAAUUUCGACGAAAAAAAAGACGAAAAUUGUUCUUCGACUAUCUCAGAGUUGAAAUUGGAAACAAAAAAAUUAGAAAAUCACACCCAAGAAUUGGAAAAAAAGAUUAAAAAUUUAGAAGCCACCAAUAAUACUUUGAAAAUAAACUUGUCAUCACUUUUGAAGACAGCCAAAAAUGAAAUUGUAAGAAAAGGCCGUAUUAUAGCUGAAUUAAGACAACAAUUGAACAAUAAAACAUUUCGCAGAAAUUCUUCUGAACAAUUUAAAUUCAACAAGCCUAAUGAUCUCAAUGUCAAAUCUCAAUCCCAGAAUAAAUUUGACGAAAUCAAUGUUAAACAGGAACCAAUAUGUAAAAUCAAUGAGCCUGCACAUGAUGAUUCGAUCUUUUUAACAUUUGUUCCAAACAAAAAAUUCGAAGAAAAUGAUAACUUUGUGCCUACUGUUUUCGGUGAAAGACUAAAAAAAAAAUUACGUGAAGAAGAAGAAACUGCCAAGUUAGAAAAUAUUCAAUUAAAACGGUUAACUCUUAAAUCUAUUAUUCAAGAAGAGAUGAAAAGUGAUAAAGGUGAUAAAGAAAACCAAUUACUGAUUUCAUCAAGUAACAAUCAAGGCGGUCAAAAUCUGUAUAAAACAUCUUCAAAAAGAUCAAGUGAAACGGAUUCCAGCAUCAAUCUUGAUAAACGAAUAAAACUUGAAGAAGAUUAUAAUGAAGACAAUAAAAUUCAAGAAAAAAAUCUACUUGAGCAAAAUACAAAAAAAAAUAUUUCUAUCAUGAAUACAGAUGUUUCUUGUAAAAAUGGUGUAAUUGAACCAAUCUCAAAUAAAAAGCAUGGACCAUUGGAUUCAUCAAACAAUGAAUCAAAAACUAUUGACGCUUCAACUAACAGAACUCAUGAUCAAAUGAGAAAAGACAAAAAAGAUUCAUCGAAUAGUUCAAAGAAAAAUAUCAAUAGUCGCACACUUGAUAAUCCUUCAGAACUUUUCAAUAAAAAAAAUACUGCGACUGUGACAUCUUUUUCGAGUUCUACUAAAAAAAUUAUUAUACCAAGGCCGCGGAAAGCUGCUCAUUUAACCGAUAGUUCAACUUCAAUGACAAUAGUUGUAAGUCAAAAUAAUAUCAAUGAUAUUGUAAAUAAACAAAAAAUUAAAUCAUCUUAAUUUUUUUUAUUA
Cotesia glomerata is the source of this 1564-nucleotide messenger RNA. RefSeq lists its product as uncharacterized. The record is from RefSeq and is a predicted model, not a curated record. The coding region runs from base 362 to 1552 and encodes 396 amino acids. The transcript has 4 exons. NCBI's taxonomy places the organism in Eukaryota, Metazoa, Arthropoda, Insecta, Hymenoptera, Braconidae.